Molecule: messenger RNA, 1038 nt
Organism: Trypanosoma theileri
Lineage: Eukaryota; Euglenozoa; Kinetoplastea; Trypanosomatida; Trypanosomatidae
Exons: 1
Coding region: 1-1038 (345 amino acids)
Source: RefSeq, a predicted model, not a curated record
AUGAAUGAUCAAAUAAAGUUUGAGCGGGAGCGGUUAUUGGAAAUGCAGGAUGUCAUGACGCGGCAGCUUGAGCAGCAGUCUGCAAUUGAAAAAAGCAUAAGUGCUAUGCAGCAACAAGCAAACGAACACAAAUAUGAAGUUGUGUCUUUAAAGUCAGUACAAGAUCUUAACGAAAAACUAUCGGAUGAGUUAACAGUAGUGCGUCAAAAAAUGCACGCAAAUGUGCAAGCAAGUGUUAUGGCAAUAAUGACCCUUCAGGGAAAGAUUGAAGAAUCCGUGCGGGCAUUGGCUCUUAAAGGAGAAAAUAAUUUAUCUACAAGUACCAAUACCGAAUUGAAUGCCAAUUCGGAUAUUAGGGUUCCUGUUCACGCUUUACCUACUGAAGAGGAAUUAAUCAUUCAUGAAAGAUUGCUACAUCAAUUUUUUGUUCUUGUGCGUCCAACGACAGUGAGUGGUAGUGAUCUUUUACAUCGUUUCCGUAGCAAUCUAGGCGAGCUGUACACUGCCAUAUCUAUGAAGUAUAACUUGGGUCGUGGCCUCAUGUAUGAGUCCGUGUACGGAUACCUGCAUACGCAUCUCCCCCAUUUGGCACCUGCGACACCAGUCAUUUGCUUUUUACAUGAUGGGCAUGAAGUGGAGUACCUGGAACUGAUUACCCUUGAUAUUCUUGGGUUGACUGUGCGAUCACCUUCAACGUGGCUUGAAGUCAGGCUUCCUGGAAGCCACAAAAGGUCUUUUUACUACUUUUCUUCUUUGGUAGGUCUCAGCCAGCGUGAGAGGCCCAAGUGGGUGGGAGUCCUUAACGUGGAAAUUGGUGUAUGCCGCAUCUCUGAUUUUUGUAGUAUUUGUCCCCGGUUGUCUCUACGAAAUCCGGAGUGGGCAAACAACGAUGCUCCAUAUACUAAAUUACUCCAAAGUAAAGUGGUAUCACUUGUUUUAUCCAGGCGGCCCGACCUUCAAGGUUCCAUUGACGUUAUCUUAAAUUCAUACGCUGGUAGAGAGGAAACACUCUUGAAACAUUUGUGCGUACGCCAGUAA